AUGUCUGACAACAACGCACCUUUCAACUUGAGUACAGUGAAGAUUCCGUCAAAGACAUCGGGCUGGAACCUGGAUGCAUGGAAAUAUGUGCCGAUAAAACACAAGGGAAAGGCUGGACCACAUCCUGUUAUUGUCAUGGCACACGGCUUCUCUGCGAACAAGAAGAUGAGCCUCACGCCGUAUGCCGAGGCGUUCACAGCUCUUGGAUACGCAUGUGUCGUUUUCGACUACAGACGCUUUGGCGACUCUGAUGGCACGCCGCGUGAGUGUAUUUACGUGUCAGAACAGCUGGACGACUAUAGGACCGUGAUUGGAUGGGUGAAGAAGCAAGAGGAGUUUGAUGCGCAGCGUGUUGUGCUUUGGGGGACGAGCUUUGCGGGUGCACACGCCAUUACUCUGGCUGUUGAGAAGGACCUAAAACUCACAUGUGCAAUCACGCAAUGCCCUUACGUUGGAAGUGCUCCAAAACCUUCAUUCACGGUGUUCCUCAAGUUGGUUGGGUAUGGUAUCGUCGACUUGCUCCGCCAAGCACUCGGGCGAGAACCGCUGUAUAUCCCUGUUGCGGGUGCACCUGGGACGGUAGCAGGCUUGACGACACCAGAUAGCGUAGACGGCUUUAAGCAGAUUGCGCGGGAUAAGAGGGACUAUCCUAAUCGCAUAUCCGCAUCGAGCAUGUUCGAGCUCCCAUUUUACAAGCCUUCGGCGAAGGCAUCGAAAAUAGCAUGUCCGGUUCUUCUUAUUCUUGCUGAGACGGACGAGCUGUGCCUACUUGAAUACUCGCUGAGCGUUGCGCGUUCGUCGGAUAAAUUUGUGACGGAAAGGACUCCUGGAGGACAUUUUGAUUUGUAUCCUGAUGGGCCGGAUCACGAGCAGUCGUUGAAAGCGCAGGUUGCGUUUCUUCAAAAACAAGUUCCGGUGUAGUGGCAUUAUACACAUUGCCAGCAGCACUGUGCACAUUGCUAUCGACUGCUUUCUUGACUGGUUGCUAAUGUGAUGUAUUACCAUAUGUGUAACAAGGGAGAGGUUAAGUAUAAAUAUAUACACGGGGAUAUGUAUUGAGUUGGUCU
Fomitiporia mediterranea MF3/22 is the source of this 1067-nucleotide messenger RNA. Its product is annotated as alpha/beta-hydrolase. The transcript has 8 exons. The coding region runs from base 1 to 921 and encodes 306 amino acids. Gene Ontology annotation, molecular function: hydrolase activity. Lineage: Eukaryota; Fungi; Basidiomycota; Agaricomycetes; Hymenochaetales; Hymenochaetaceae. The record is from RefSeq and is a predicted model, not a curated record.